AUGUCGCGGUUGUACAAUCGCCCAUUAACCAUUCAGCGAGCGUAUAUUCGAGAAAUAACAAACUCAAGUAUUACUAUCAACUGGGAAGAUGACAACUAUAAUAAAAAUGCAAACAUAACAGCCUAUGAAAUCGUUCUACAGCAGAAUAAUACAAUUUAUUAUCGAGUUCUUGUCAACAGUUCAUCAACAUCGUACAUAUUUCCAUCAUUACGGUCAAAUACAUUGUAUACAAUAACUAUUUAUGCAAUUGAUACUUGGAAUCGUUAUAGUGGCCCAUACACUCUAAAUGGGACAACAUUACUACUCACGUAUUCUCAAACUUCUACUUUUCUACCAUCAACCAUAAAACUUCGUUCGUCUCCUUAUCCUCAUACCCAUCAUCGUCCUUAUAAUCAUUUGGUUACCGACUAUGUACUGUGCUUUCAUUCCGAUAAUUCCUUGCUGUUUAUAUUUAAUCGUACAACAAAAUCAUCUUCUCUUGUCAAUACUUCAACUGUCACUCAUGAUAGAAAUGAUGAAAAAAUUCUCUAUAAUAUAACUGUUUAUGAUUCUGCUGGGCAUCUAUUAUUGAACGAAUUAAAGAAAUGGAAUGGAAAACCAGAAUUAAUUAUUUAUCAUACAAAAAGAAAGGUAACAAAAAAUGGUAGCUAUAGUGUACAACUACUGGCUUUAAACGAAUUUAAUAAUCAUGGACCGUUGUUGAUCGGAGCCGUUACAAAACUGUGCGAAGAUAUUCGAACAUCAAAAACAUUAUAUUCACCUUUAUUAUGUACGAUCAAUGAAAAGAAUCAUUUAUAUAUACAACUGAUUGAUAAUCCUGAAAAUUCCAUUCAUCUUAAACCAGUUAUUAUCUAUUAUCGAUUAAGUCAAACAAAUUUUAUGCGAACAAAUAUUAGUGAUAUAGACAACUACAUAAGUCGAAAUGUAGCCGAUAUUGGUUAUAAUUAUUCAGUCAUCAUCGAAAAUAUAUUAAUUGGUUCAAAUGAGAAAUUAAAUACGACAGUACCAUGUGCCAUAACUAGAAUAGCAUUGAUCGGUAAAGUAACAAUAAAACGAGAUAAUCGUGUACUUGGUGGAAUUAUUGCCGGUUUAAUUUUAUCUAUAAUAUGUUUGACUAUUCUCUCAUUCUUUAUUGCAUAUAAAAAAGGAAAGACUCCGGACUGUCGACAUAUCUUAUUACGUUAUGAGUAUGUAUUGCGAAAAAAACUUCAUCCUCGAACAAAUUUAAUUAGUACAAAUAGUGAAGGAAAUUAUUUUGACAUUAAUCACAAAGAAACUGAUUUGACAGCCAUUCCAAUAGCUCAGUUUGAAUCAUAUGUCGAAAGUAUGCAUAAAGAUGCUGAUUUUGGUUUUAUUCGAUUAUUCGAGGAUAUAUGUGAAAUCUCCAAAAGUUAUACAUUUACAGCUAAUGUGUCGCAACUCGAUUAUAAUAAAAUAAAAAAUCGAUAUACGAACAUUCUUACAUACGAUCAUUCACGUGUAAAACUAUCAAGCGAUGAUAAAGAUGAACGAAAUAGUUAUAUCAAUGCGAAUUAUGUGGAUGGUCAUCAUCGUACGAAUACUUAUAUAGCCACUCAGGGUCCAACGAGUCAUACAAUAAAUGAUUUUUGGAGAAUGAUUUUUGAAAAAGAUGUUAGUGUAAUAGUUAUGAUAACUAACAUUAAAGAACGUGGACGGGUUAAAUGUGACACGUAUUGGCCAGUAGAAGGAACCGAAACUUAUGGAACUAUACAAGUUACACUUCUAACAACAAUAACAUUAGCAUAUUACGUCAAAAGAAUAUUUGCCAUUCGGUGUAAAAUAAAUCGAAAGCGUGUAACGUACGAACGCUUAGUUUAUCAGUUUCAUUACACAGACUGGCCUGACCAUGGUGUUCCUGUUUUCGUUCUUCCAGCAUUAUCUUUUAUUCGAAAAUCUUCACAAGCCAAUCCGGAGGGCGCUCCGAUUGUUGUCCAUUGCAGUGCUGGUGUUGGACGCACAGGAACAUACAUUGUUAUCGAUACCAUGUUGAAAACGCUUAAAGAACAACGUUCAAUUAACAUUCCAUCAUUUCUUAAACAAAUUCGUCAACAAAGAAAUUUUCUUGUACAAACAGAGGAACAAUUUAUAUUUAUUUAUGAUGUGCUAGUUGAAGCCAUAAAUGAAUACAAUUUUUCAUCAAAUGGUCUGAAUGAUAUUGAAUUAAAUGAAUAUAAUUUUGAUUAUUCAAUACAAAUGUUAGAUUAUUUCGAUAAUGAUUCAAACUUGACAAGAUUAGAUAAACAAUUUAAUUGUAUAGUAAAUAGUAAAAUAAAAGAUUAUGAUUUAUUAGCUGGACGAGCAGAAAUAAAUUUAUUAAAAAAUCGAACACAAGCGAUUCUACCAGUAAAUCCAACGAGAGUAAUUUUAACAAAAAAAACAAAUAUGUCAAAUGGUGACGAAUAUAUCAAUGCUACGUUUCUCAAUGGUUGUUAUCGUCCAGAUGAAUAUAUUAUUACCCAGCAUCCUUUGGUAAACACAAUCAUGGACUUUUGGCAAAUGAUUUGGGAUACAAAUUCUUCAUUAAUUGUGUCACUUUACGGCGAUGAGAAGACACAACCUGAUGUUAUGUCAUAUUGGCCAAUUUUAAACCAAAUUAUGGAUUGUGGAAAUUUUAGCGUUUGUUUAGUUGAUGAAACAUUUGAAUGUGACUAUGUUUAUAGAGACUUUGUUUUACAAUCAACUGAAGAAGAUUACGAAUUACGUGUGAAACAGGUUGUUAGUUCUUAUUGGCCAGAUGCUUGUAGUCCAAUAAUGGCUUCGUUUACUCUUAUACAUAAUAUACGAAAAUUAAGAAUGUUGAAUACAAACGGUCCUAUAGUUGUACAUGAUCUAUUUGGUGGACAUCGUGCAGCUACAUUUUGCGCACUAUAUACAAUGAACGAUCAAAUAGAAAUUGACGGGUCGUUGAAUGUUUAUGAAUUAGCAAAAUUAUAUCAUAUGAAACGCCCAUCUAUUUGGAGACAUAGUGGAGAUUUAUUUUACCUCUAUCGUUGUGCUGAAAUAUUACUUAAAGAUUAUAAAAUAAGUGUAAAUCCUUCUGGCAGUCAAACAAUGACAUCUAAUUAUCAUCCUAAUAGUUAUCAUGGCAAUAGUUUAUACUCUAAUCAAAAUCAAAACAACAACAAUCAUCGUCAUCAACGGUAUCAAUACUCAAAUUAUAAUCAUUUUCCUACUACACAAAGCUAUAUUCACGUGGUGGACUCAUCAAUACAACCUUCCACGUCACAAUCACAACAAACACCAUCCACUAUCAUAAGUGCACAAUUAAAAAUUACAAAUGUGGCACAAAACGUAAUGGAUUCAUUUUCAAAACGUCGGCAAAAAUCUCGUAGUUAUCGUCCACAAACGUUAAAAAGAAUUUUCUUUCUGAAUAAUGAAUCACCAUUGUAA
Messenger RNA from Didymodactylos carnosus, 3411 nucleotides. NCBI's taxonomy places the organism in Eukaryota, Metazoa, Rotifera, Eurotatoria, Philodinida, Philodinidae. The record is from the annotation of a GenBank genome assembly.